Messenger RNA from Fusarium sp. VM40, 342 nucleotides. The record is from the annotation of a GenBank genome assembly. NCBI's taxonomy places the organism in Eukaryota, Fungi, Ascomycota, Sordariomycetes, Hypocreales, Nectriaceae.
AUGACGAUCGCCCGACAAACCCUCUCGACUCUCAGACGUCUCCCAACCGUCGCGUCAGCCAUUCGAACCAAACCAAUGCACGCUACAUUCUCUGCUGCUCGCAUGUACUCUGGAAAGGUCAAGACACCAGUAUCAUCAGACAUCAAUCACGACAAGAAGCCUGUAUCCACUCAUACCGAUGGAGCGACUGCUUCGCUGAAAGCAGCGCCUGGCAAAGACGAUGCAACCUCUUUCGGAAACAAAAAUAUGUCGGAGAAGGAGAGGAAGAUAAACAGUCAAAACGCUCAGGAGUCGGAUAGCAAAGAGGGAAUGGGUAAAGAGACGGAUACUUUUACGAAGUAG